AUGUUGAAGCUGAAAACAACAGAACGUGAACCGACUAACCAUUUGGAUCCGGAUCCGGAUCCAAACCAAGACCCGGAAGAAUCGACAGUAGAGAAAACAAAUGGAAUGACUGUGAUAGAUUUAGGAAAUGGAAGCCAAGUUCUGUACACGCCAAAAUUCCUGUCUUACCAAAAUUCCUGGGAUUAUUUCCAUUACCUUGAUAAGAACAUCCCAUGGACCCGACCCACAGUCUGUGUAUUCGGACGCUCCUGUAUCCAGCCCAGAGAUACGUGUUAUGUUGCAAGUGAAGGAUUUCCGGACCUAGUUUAUAGUGGGUAUCAGCCUCAUGCAUAUUCUUGGGAUGAAUUUCCUCCCCUUAAGGAGAUCUUGGAUUUGGUUCAUAAAGCGCUUCCCGGAAGUAAGUUCAAUAGCUUACUGUUAAAUAGGUAUAAAGGAGGCAACGACCAUGUUGGUUGGCAUGCUGAUGAUGAGAAACUUUAUGGACCGACUCCAGAAAUUGCUUCGGUUUCAUUUGGAUGUGAACGUGAUUUCUUCUUAAAGAAGAAACCCAGUAAAACAACAGUUCACGCUAAAGAAAAUGGGGGUGAUCCUCCCAGCAAGCGGACAAAGAAAAAUAAUGAUUCAGACCAACGUUCAUUCGUGUUAAAGCAUGGCUCUCUUCUGGUAAUGCGAGGCUACACCCAAAGGGAUUGGGUCCACUCAGUGCCUAAGCGUGUUAAAGCAGCAGCAGUAAGAAUUAAUCUCACUUUCAGGCUCAUUUGCUGA
Fraxinus pennsylvanica is the source of this 765-nucleotide messenger RNA. Lineage: Eukaryota; Viridiplantae; Streptophyta; Magnoliopsida; Lamiales; Oleaceae. The record is from the annotation of a GenBank genome assembly.